AUGCCCACGUUUCCCGAAUUGGUUAUGUCUGUUCACAAUGACAGUAGAUACCUGAACUACGAAUUCAAAAUGAAUACAGUGUCUUGGUGUGUUCUAGGCCUGUCAGCAUGCGUAUUUCUCGGACUUAUCUGUUUUAUCAGAAUGGCAAUAAUUUAUUGUUCCCAACCUUCCAUGGCUACCAAAGCUAUCCAUCCGCACGUAUUUAAAUCUAUGGUUAUUAUGCAGUUGUCGCAUUAUAUUUUCUUCAUAACUGAUAAUUUGGCAUUCCGCGUGCCUUCUACCGGAUUUGUUACAGCUAGCUGUGCUGCCAUGGAGCCUAAUCACUACUUAAAAAUUAUUUACCUGUCACAAAUGUGGGGAACCUAUUGGUCAAUGUUUUCCUCACUAUUGUUUUCUAUCAUUCGAAUGAUUGUCUAUGUAACUCCAACCAGACAUGCAGAGUGGUCGUCUUACGUUUUUUACACAUUCAUUCCGUUGGCUUUCUUCUCACCAUUUGGAAUUACGUACUUUAUGUAUCCAGCAAAAGGCUAUUGUAGACAAUGGGGAUCUCCUUUGGGCUUCGGGUCUGUCUUCAUCUCCUACACCGAAACCUAUGAUGAAAUACGACACGACAUAUUCUUCAUCCCGUUGACUUUAGCUGUCCCUCUCCUUAUUAUCAUCAACAAUUUUGCUCUUAUAGUUAUGGCAGUUGGCUACUCAAAAACAUUAAAGCGCGGUCAAAGUUUGUUCAAGCAAUCAUCUCAAUUAUCCCUUAUCUUGACUAGCAUAGCAAUGACCGUACCAUACAUCACAAGUGGAAUAUUGACGGCAGUCGUAAUUUCAUACCCGGACGUCAACGCCUACGUUCUCUUCAUUCGAAGCCCGAUUACCGACAUUGCUCAAUCAUCAAUCCCAAUAAUCUUCUACUUGACUCACCCACUGUUCCGUAAAAAGAUACAGAAAGUAUACGUGGCGAAUGUGAUUCCAUCUACAUAUCGGUCAAAUCUACAUUCAUAG
This is a messenger RNA of Caenorhabditis elegans, 996 nucleotides long. It is a transcript of the gene sru-48, whose product is annotated as Serpentine Receptor, class T. The coding region runs from base 1 to 996 and encodes 331 amino acids. The transcript is spliced from 5 exons. Lineage: Eukaryota; Metazoa; Nematoda; Chromadorea; Rhabditida; Rhabditidae. The record is from RefSeq and is marked reviewed.